Molecule: messenger RNA, 948 nt
Organism: Ectocarpus siliculosus
Lineage: Eukaryota; Phaeophyceae; Ectocarpales; Ectocarpaceae
Source: the annotation of a GenBank genome assembly
AUGUCGGAGGACGAGGGGAGCAGCGAGGAAGAAGACGACGAGGUGAUUUCCGACCAAGAGGAUGCAGACGUCGUCUCUGAGGCCGCGGGCGCGGCGCCUUCUGACACCGAGGAGGAGGGUGAUGGAGCGCCGGCCGCCGCCGCACUGGCCCAAGCCGGGUCCACUGCCGCUGGAACUGAGAUCGGCGACGAGAAAGGAGCAACCCCUGUGGGCGGGGAGGAGGGAGACCCCGAGGCCACGGCAGCCAGGACGGGAUGGGGCGAGCCGGAAGAGACAGGGUCAGUGGCGGGUGAAGACCAGGAGGGAGACGAGGCCGAAGGGAGCGGCGCGGGUUUGGGGGGCUCCGCCGACGGAAAGGAUGGGUCCGAAGGAGGCGGUGGGGGUUGGGGGGGGGGUUCGGCCGACGGCGAGGAUACCGAGGAAGAGACCGAGGAGGAAAGGGAAGCACGGAUGGCGGAGUACGCGGCGGCGAAGGCGGAGGAAGACGCGAUUAAGCAGGAGCGCAGGGCUAUCCGCGAGAACCCCGCCGUGAUCCCCAAGCUAGGCGCCUUCUUCGUGCACGACGACAGGGGAGGGGGCGGCGGCGGCGGCGGCGGCGGCGGAUCCGUCGGCAUGGCACGUGCCGGCAAGCAGCAGCAGCAGCAGCGGCGGGACGGAGAGGAGGGGUCCGGCGAGGAGGAGGAGGAGGAGGAGGGGGUGGGGCGGUGGCGUGCGGACGCUCUGCCUUCCCCGAAGAAGAACAAGGGCGGUGGCGUGGAGCGGCGCUGGUGGAGAGUCGAACGGAGCGGCGGCGGCGACUGUACCUGGGUUCACUCCGGCGGUUGCUGGGGCCGCCAUGGCGGGGGGGCAGGCGGAGCUGGCUGGCGGCGCGGGCGGCGCGGUGACGCUGGCGCAGCUGCAGCAGCAGCAACUCGUGCAACAGCAACAAAUUUUUGCGAGCCCAGCUGA